AUGGAGUCCGUAUUCCGAUCACGGCAUAUCCUCCGCAAAACGUUCGCCUGCGACGAAUGUAAACGACGCAAAAUUCGCUGCUCUGGCGAUGAGAACUGCCUGAAUUGCUUGAGGGAUGCGAAGGCAUGUCGAUAUUCGUCGCCGUCUCAUCAGCUGUCUAAGUUGCAGAGGCGCGUCCAGGACUGUGAACGGCUAAUAAACGAGAUGGAGCAGGCCUGGGCCACAUAUCUCCCUUCUGUUGACCUUCAAGGAGCGCUUCGCAGCAUCCGUCAGCAGGACGGCUCGGCUUCAGUAACGUCGAAGAAGAUCAAGCACCAACAUGAGCUGACUCAUUCGACUGAGCAGCCACCCACCAGCGUUGCCGAACACAGCAACGCGGAAGACUAUGAGUUUGACGAAUCGCAGGACUUUGACAAUUCAACUGACGGGAUGGGAUUCUUGACAAUCGACCCCCAUAAAGCUGGCUACACGGGCCCGCAGUCGGGCGUGGCCGCUCUGAAGUUCCUACAGUCCCUCCCUCUCUAUAUCCCUCUUGGCAGUUUCAUCCCGGCUUCGUCUUUGGACGACGAAGAUAUCUGUGACUCCGGUCCUCCGCGGAAGCAGUCAGAGGUUGCACGCUAUCUCGAUGCUUAUUUCACAUUCUAUCACCCUGCGUAUCCCAUCUUACAUGAAGGGACAUUCCGUGCACGGGUAUCAGGCGCCUUUGCCGGCGACUCGAACGGUACGAAGAUGGAUAUUGUCUUCUUCAAAGAAGCACGGAAACACCUGUCGAUGGAUGUACUGGAGAAAGGAUCGCUGAGCUACGUCCAGGCAAUCGUCUUGAUGGCAAACUACUUACAAAAGCGGAACAAGCCUAAUGCUGCCUUUAUACUGGUCGGCAUCGGCUUCAGUAUGGCUCUCGCGAUUGGCCUGCACAGGGAGUUUGGGAUGCCAAGCACAUCCCCUUUCACGAUGGAGGUCCGGCGACGGGUGUGGUGGACGCUCUUCAUCUUUGUCUCGGGCGUCCAGUUGAUCCUGGGCCGUCCGGCAGUCUCACUCGUCGGGGUAAAUGUUCGGCUUCCAGCCAAUGUAGACGACCACGAUCUGGCAGUAGACAUGGAAGAGCUCCCUGAGAGCUCGACGGGGCCAACUAUCACGUCCUGUCUGAUUGCACAGGUCAAACUUGCGAAGAUCGCGAAUGCUAUCCAGGUUGAGCUGCUGACCCAUCACCUUCCCACCCCUGCCAAAGCCCAGGACUUGGAACAGCGUAUUUCCUCCUGGCACAAUGACCUUCCCGCCCAUUUCAACACAGAGGUCUACCUGGAGCCGAAGUUCGAUAUCCCACGGCGAGUCGUAUUAUGGAGGUCGUAUCAUCUGAGAAUCGUCAUAAACAGGCCUUUUCUCUUCCAAAACAUAACCUCGAAGUCCGAACUCAACACAUCUUCUGGUCCGAUUGCGUCUUGUCUCGCCGCUGCAGAUAUGUGUGUGACGUCGAUUUGUGGAUUUCUUGAGUCGACGGAUAACCGGCAGCGAGGACUCACCUGGUACGCAACUUGCUGGCUUCUUACAGCAAGCUUCGUUCAGGCAACCUGCUAUGUAUACGGGCCCACGCAUCCACUUGCCGAGUCUUGGAGAAGCCAUAUACAGCGUGCCGUCGAUUGCCUGGGGAGUCUUGGGUCUUCUCACGACAUGGCCCUUCGCGCGAGAGCUGUACUUCAAAAGGUCCUCGAGCACGGCCAUGAGCGGACCUCUCCCUACAGCUUCGACCCAUUUCUCUUGUCUCAAACGGGGCCCUUCCGCCCGCCUUGGUCGCUAGCCGCUUGGGGAGACAAUCCAGCGUCGUAUAGUCCGUAUGGUCAAGGUUUUGGGGGUAGCUUUCGGUACACACAGGGAUCGCUCGGGGCGGAGUUCUUAGAUGCGGCUGGUGGGCUGAUGAUCCAAAAUCUGUUUGGGGGCUCGGAGGGGCCGCAAAAUAAUUCGUGGACGCCUGGUUAG
Aspergillus nidulans FGSC A4 is the source of this 1974-nucleotide messenger RNA. RefSeq names its product putative C6 transcription factor. Lineage: Eukaryota; Fungi; Ascomycota; Eurotiomycetes; Eurotiales; Aspergillaceae. The record is from RefSeq and is a predicted model, not a curated record. The transcript is spliced from 4 exons. Gene Ontology annotation, molecular function: DNA-binding transcription factor activity, RNA polymerase II-specific; zinc ion binding; DNA binding. Gene Ontology annotation, biological process: regulation of DNA-templated transcription; DNA-templated transcription; regulation of transcription by RNA polymerase II. Gene Ontology annotation, cellular component: nucleus. Bases 1 to 1974 code for a protein of 657 amino acids.